AUGUCGUGGCGUGUUCAGCUCGCCAAUGAGCUGUACUCCUUCACUGCUCAGGUCCUUGAUCUUUGCUUUGAGCUUGGCAUCUUGUUUUCAGUUGAGAAUCCCUUCAGGCUGCAGCUGCAUUGCACCAAUGAUCACCCUCACCUGCCGUGGGGCCGCCUUGGCGACAAUUCCUUCGCCACUGCUGCUGAGGUCGCCUACCCUCCGUUGCUUUGCAGGUUGAUGGCUUUGUCCUUUACAGAGCAGCUUGUGCAACUUGGCGCUACUCCUGCCUCUGCUGACUUGGCCGGCCAGCAUCCCGCCACAUCUUUGGCGGCGCGGGCAUCCGUCAAUGUUCAGCCGCGCGGCAAGAGCCUCAAGCCUUUGGUGUCAGAAUACGCUUCCAUCGUCGCGUUGCAGGGGCUGGCAUCUGCCAUGCCGCCCUCGGGGAGCAAGCUCUCCACUGCCUUUGCCAUCCCUCCCGACCUUAAGGUUUCCCCACCCGUGUCUGUGUUGCCCCCAGGGUCCAAAUGCAUUCGCGCCUUUUCUUCAGGGGGCACUGGUGGCGCUUCUGCAGUGCCUGAUCAGGUGAUGCAAGUUCACUUCUUGACCCCUCCGUUUCGAGUGCUCUCAAAGGGUCCUCUGAUGCAGGAGAUCUGUGAAGAAAGAUCCUACGGGAUACCUUGGACGCCGGAGCAGUUUGUUGAGAAAGCUUGCCACGCAAAACAUCCUCGCGAACUGUUGCAAUGCAUUCCUCAGGCCUUGAAAGAGUCCAUUGAUCAUCAGGUUCAAUCGUCCCAAGCAGACUUGGCCAAAGAGCGAACUGAGUGCAUGAGGAAGUGGGUCUUGCGUGCCAAGGAGCUUCGCGAAGCUGGCGAAGACCUGCCCAUGAAUCAAAGGUGUCGGAAAAUUUUGGGUUCGAAAUCUUUGAAACUCUUUGAGGAGAUGCUUCUUGAAUCUGGGUAUGGUGACUGUCAAUUGGCACGCAACAUAGCUACAGGCUUUGAGCUUCUGGGCACCAUGCCAUCUUCGGGUGUCAUGCCCAAGAAAACAGUUGUGGCCACCGUAGGCAUCGACCAGCUUCGUGAGGUAGCGCAUUUGAACCAGAAAGCCACAUGGGCUUCGGUUGCAGCUUCGGGCUCGACACCAGACCCAAAUGGCGUCUUGAGCGAAAUCUACAAGCUGACUCAGGAGGAAUGCGCCAAAGGUUGGAUGAAGGGGCCGUUCACUCUUGACGAUAUCCCGCGAGAUGCCGCCUUGACUCCGCGCUUCGGGGUAGUUCAGUCUUCGUACGAUGCCAAGCUGGGCUCCGUUUCUAAAGUCCGCCCUAUCGACAACUUCACUGCCAGCUUGGCUAACUUGACGAACAGUGGUGACGAGACCAUCAUGCCGCAAGGCGUCGACAUGGUGGUGGCAGCCAUGAUCUAUCGCGUCAGAGCGAUGAAGCGUCUCGGCAAGGAUCCAGACUUGCGUGCCAGCCUUGUCAGUGUUUGCAACACCGAAGCGCGGAAGAGAAGUUUGAGUGAGAUGAUUACGAACAUCAUCCAGAACGGGGGCGCUACUGCUCGUGAGUUCGAGAGCCUUCGAGGUCGUCUCAUCUUCGCUGAGGGCCAGAUCUUCGGCAGGGGUGCCAACCUUCGAAUGAAGGUCCUCUCUCGUGCUUGUAGGAAGGCUGGGUUUGUGAAGGUUGUUGACGAUCUCCUUGAGGCGCUGCUUUUCCUGAGAGAUCGAGUGGUCUUGGAUGAGCCGCGCAAGGUGUCCGCUUCGAAGCGCAUGUGCUAUCAUCUUUACACCGAUGCAUCUCUUGAAGGCGGUGUGUCAGGCCUGGGAGGGAUUCUUUACAACACUUCUCAGCUUGUCGUCUGCUGGUACGCUGAGCAAGUUGGUAAAGAUUUGUUGUCUUCUAUCAACGUGGAAGACAAAGAAGGUUUCAUUUACGAAAUGGAAGUGUGCGCUGCAGUUCAAGGUGUCUGUAGGCUGUGCUGCAAACUUCGUUCUGCCGACAUUGUCCUGUUUUGUGACAAUGAAGCGGCCUUGGCAGCUUUGAUCAGCGGCAAGUCUGACUCUUCUCUUGUGAACGCACAGCUUGCUGAGCUGAGCCACUUGGAAGAUGCUAACAACUUGAACCUUUGGUUCGAACGCGUACCGAGCGCAUCAAAUCCAGCCGAUAACCCAUCGCGGAUGGUGCUUGACAAACUUUCUGCAUCUUCGCGUGUCAGGUGGUCUCCGGAGAUUCUUACUUGA
This is a messenger RNA of Symbiodinium sp. CCMP2456, 2220 nucleotides long. NCBI's taxonomy places the organism in Eukaryota, Dinophyceae, Suessiales, Symbiodiniaceae. The record is from the annotation of a GenBank genome assembly.